GAUUCUGAUAGCCAUGGGUUUUCAAUAGGGUAGUUGUACAAUGCAUGUUGCUCAACCUCGAUCCGACAGGACCUCAGGGCUGGCACGUGGCCCGGUUACUCAGCAACCGCCGCCGGUGUUUCGGACUCUUCCCGCGUGCCGUUCACAUUUCACCGUUCACUGAACAUGUAUCCACUGCGAUCCACCGGCAAGUGUCUGCGAUGGGCAGGCCACCAGCGAGGCGAGCAUGCGACAGAUGCCAUAUCGUAAAAGAGAAAUGUAGGCGCAUCCCUGGCCGGGACGCGUGCGAACGAUGCCUCCGACUCCAGAACUCAUGUCAGACCCUGCGACCAGUAGGGACAGCCGGCCGCAAACCUCGGUACCAGCGCAAUGAAGAGAGUACACAGCGUCAGCUACACACGGCUCGGAGCGAUAGCAGCCUUUCUAUCGCUGCUUCAUCACCACAAUGCCCAGCCUCGGCCGCCAGCCUGGCUAUGCCGGAUUGGGACUUAGCAUCCCUGCCCAGGACUCCGUCUUCACUCGCGGACUUGACCGAGCGGGAAAUGCAUCUUGUCAAGGGCGUCUCCCAAGGAAGAACGCGCAUCGACCAGUUCUUGGUUGCUUCAAGCUUUCGCAUCACCCAUCACAAAGCUUUUGCGCAACAACUCCACGAUGCUACUGUGUGGGUUCAGGACUCGUUGUUGGCCACUGCAGCUCUUUUGGCUUGCGAGUACGAGCCUGGUUCCGACCAUGAGGAUCGCAUCAUCGGCCACAGGCGCGCAGCUUCUGCAAUCUCCACCUUGCGGUCUAUAAAGGCUGUCGAUCUCGGCGACCUUCCUACCAUUCUGAUGCUUUCGGUAAGCGCAAUCACCUUUGCGCUACAUAUCUCUGGACAAGCGUUAGAGAUAUGUCGACAUAGUCUCAACCUCAUCAAGCCCGUAUACGAAUCAUCAACGGAGCUUACUCCGGAUUGCCUUGCCUUCGUAAUUUGUCUCGUCCAAGCCGAGACCGAAGAGUGCAUCCUGCGGGGCGAGGUACCAACUCUACGAUUCACGGCUCGAGGGCUCGAUGACGUUGUGGAUCGGUACUUGGGCAUUUCGUCGCCCAUGCUACCGUACCUCUACGACGUCUGUACAAUUACCAGUACGCUACGUCAUGACAAGCACGUUGAUAUUUCUACAAUCAUGCAAGCUUUAGACGCGAUCGAAAUGGCUGUUGAGGCGUGGGAGCCAAAAAUGCCUGAAGCUCAUAUCACUCGCUUCUUGCAAGAGGAGGUGGCCAGUAUACUGGCUCAAGCCAGAUUAUAUCGUUGGUCUGUGUUACUCAUUGCACACCGACUGCGACAUCCAUAUGGUUCGGCUGUAGAAAAAGGGACGGUCAUAUCUAAUGCAAUCCUGGAAGAGCUGCGUCUGACACUCCAGUCCACCGGGCGCUCAGUGCCAGGCGCCACUGUCCCAUACAUGUUCGCUUGCUUCGAGUUGGUCGAUCCCGCUAAAAGAGAAUUGGCACUCAAAAAAACUGAUGCUGUUGUCGAGUUUUCGAAAGCGUGGCGGACCAAGAUCAAGAAACAGUUGACAGCAUUUUGGUUGAUCAAGGAUAACACGGAUCGAAUUCAUUGGAGCGACAUGGUGUCAUGGUUUCCUCAAUAACAGAUCUGGCGAUGGAGACUAUCACAUACAAGCGUUGUUUGGCUUCGUAUGCCUCGGCUGAAUGCGCCUUGCCAUGCUUCAAUGCCUUUCUGGAUCUGGGCGUUGUGAGAACUAUCAUUUAUCAACUCGGCUUGACCUCCUCGAGCAACCAUCGACUUUAUUCAAGUGUUCGAUGAGCUGGCUGUCGCAUCGCCAUUCGCUUGUACCUUUUCGCCGUCGCAAUCCUAAUUUUCUUGCCCCAGACUAGCAAGGGGAUAGGAAGCAGCAGAAUCGCAAAGCAAAAGGCCGCUGUAAUAAUACACACGUUU
Molecule: messenger RNA, 1936 nt
Organism: Alternaria alternata
Lineage: Eukaryota; Fungi; Ascomycota; Dothideomycetes; Pleosporales; Pleosporaceae
Exons: 1
Coding region: 45-1628 (527 amino acids)
Biological process (GO): regulation of DNA-templated transcription
Molecular function (GO): DNA-binding transcription factor activity, RNA polymerase II-specific; zinc ion binding
Source: RefSeq, a predicted model, not a curated record